AUGAAAAACGAACGGAAUAAUCGAGAGCUUGGGGCACACUACCGUUCAAGACUCGAAAUGAGCCCGAAGAGAGACAGAGAUCUUUCGAUCACCGUCGUGUCCUUCUAUAUGAAAAUCGUUGGCUUUUGGCCGGUGAAUAAUCAUGUCGAACAACGUUGGAGGAACUUUGCUACGAUUUAUACGAUUUUCGCGAUUCUCAUCGCCAUCGUGGUCGAAACGAGGGAUCUGUUCUUCACUUGGGGAGAUUUUAGCGGUACUGUAUACAUCAUGUGCAACCUCGUAACUAUUAUUCUAGUUUUGUUCAAAAUUUUGGUUUGUUUUGUAUACAAAACGGAGUUGCUUAGUUUGAUACGGUGUAAACGUACUUGUACGGUUCUCGUUUGCGUCUUCACUUUCUUCGCUCAAGGAACAGUUAUCUCUUACAUGAUAGGACCAAUUCAAGCAAAUAUUGGAAGAAACGAAACAAAUCGGAUACUUCCAUUCAACGUAUGGUUGAACGCACCAAUAAUCUACAUGACACCAUACUUCGAGAUCGAGUUUAUCAUACAGAUUUUGUGCCUGUAUCAUGUUGGCGUAUCCUAUCUUUGUUUCGACAAUAUUUUAUGCAUUAUAAAUCUACAUACUGCUGGACAGUUUCGUAUCUUACAAUACAGACUUGAAAAUAUGUGCGGUGUAAAUAACAACGGAAAAUUGUCGCACAGCAUAUGUAAAUAUAUGAAACUUAAAACUUACAUUCAGCAACAUCAAAUGCUCAUCGAAUAUUGUAAAAAACUCGAGCAAGUGUUUAAUUUGAUCGUGCUUGGACAAGUGUCGCUGUUCAGCUUAUUAAUGUGCCUCGAUGGAUAUUUAGUGUUUACGGAAGACGCUCCUCUUACGAGACGCCUUAUUUUCCUAUUUCAUAUAACGGGUUGCAUGUGUCAACUGCUGAUGUUCACCUAUAGUUGCGAUUGUCUGAUACGAGACAGUACGAACGUAGCUAAUGCCGCCUACAAAAGCUUAUGGUCGUUUCUGCCGAUGGACAAAUAUGGGAAAAUAUUACGAAGAGACUUGAUGUUGAUUAUCAUGAGAUCUAACAUACCGUGUUGUCUGACCGCCAGUGGAUUCUUCGUCGUAUCACUGGAAACGUAUACCGGAAUUCUAAGUACCGCGGCAUCGUACUUUACGUUGUUGAGAAAUCAUGCAAGCGAUACGCCUUAAAUGCGAGUACCACCAAC
Bombus pascuorum is the source of this 1214-nucleotide messenger RNA. RefSeq names its product odorant receptor 13a-like. Gene Ontology annotation, molecular function: odorant binding; olfactory receptor activity. The record is from RefSeq and is a predicted model, not a curated record. Gene Ontology annotation, biological process: sensory perception of smell; detection of chemical stimulus involved in sensory perception of smell. Gene Ontology annotation, cellular component: plasma membrane. The transcript has 8 exons. NCBI's taxonomy places the organism in Eukaryota, Metazoa, Arthropoda, Insecta, Hymenoptera, Apidae. The coding region runs from base 1 to 1197 and encodes 398 amino acids.